AUGCAUUCAAUAGAUAAAGUUGAAGCGGGCGCAGAAGGUCAUGCGGUCGCAGUGGAGUAUAUCACAACAAAGCACGGCCAAUUAGACACUGAUCGAAGUGCCGAGCAUGACCUGACUCUCCGAUAUAUCGCUCGUCAUCAUCCUGCCAUACUAUGGUGGUGUUUCUACUGGGCCAUGGCUGCCGUCGGUUGGGGCUUUGAUGCGCAGAUCAACGGCGCCAUGAUCUCUGUCGCAGCCUUCCGACGCGACUUUGGACAUAUCGUGGAUGGCGAGGCUGUCCUUCCUGCCGACUGGCAGAUUGCUUUCAACACCGUCAGCAGUGUUGGCCAGUUCUUCGGCGGCUUCAUCUGCUCAUGGAUCUCGGAUCGCAUCGGGCGGAAAGGUUCCCUGCUAAUCGGCCUUACUUUCGCCACCGGUGGUAUCUUUGGCGAGGUGUUUUCCACUUCCAACGGUGCAUUUGUGGUCUCCAAGCUCAUCCUAGGGCUCGGUCUCGGGUUCUACCUCACCCUAGCGCCCCUGGCCACAUCUGAGAUUGCGCCAGUUGUUCUGCGAGGCAUCGCCUCUGCCGGGUGUAACCUUGGCAUUGCCGUGGGUCAACUACUUUCUAAUGCAGUUAUAAAAGCCUUCGGAGAGCGGACCGAUAACUGGGCAUAUCGCGGACCAUUUGCAGUCCAGCUUGCCUUCUGUCUCUUUCUUGCUGUUGGCCUUAUUUUCGCCCCAGAAACGCCAUGGUACCUUGCGCAUAAGAAGAAAACGGUGGAAGCCAAAAGUUCCAUCCGGAGGCUGUACGGUUCAGCUGUAGAUGCCGAUUUAAAAUUCGCCGUUUUGGAAGCAACAAUUGCCGAAGAAGCGGCCAGUACCGCGGAGAAGCCUUCUUUGCUGUCAUGCUUCAAAGGGACUGACCGACUGCGCACCAUGAUCAGCAUAGGUGUCUUUGUAUGCCAGCAUUUUGCGGGCAUCAUCUUUGUUCUCGGCUACUCUACCUACUUCUUCCAGCUUGCGGGGCUGGACACAUCCAACAGUUUCGAUCUCGGCGUGGGCGUCACUGCCUGUGGUGUGGCUGGCAAUCUGUGCAGCUGGUUUGUUGUCAACUCUUUCGGACGACGAAAGGUCUUCCUGAGCGGAAUGUGCAUAUUAACAGCCCUGCUUCUGUUAAUCGGCAUUAUGGAUGUCGUCCCCACGGGUGCCGCUAAGUGGACUCAAGCUGCGGCUACAGUGAUCUAUGCAUUCUUCUAUUUUGCCACAAUUGGAGCCAUGGCAUUCGCUAUUCUGGCCGAAACUAGUAGUACUUCGCUGAGGGCGAGUACUAUGUCACUUGCAACGGCUACGCAGGCGGUGAUGGGCAUUGCUAUGAACUUUGCCAUUCCCUACAUGGUGAACCCGGAUGAAGCCAACCUCAAAGGAAAAGUGGGUUUCAUUUUCGGUGGCCUGUCACUAAUUGCGACCAUGUGGAGUUUCUUCUAUGUGCCAGAGCUGGCGGGUAGGACGUUUGAGGAAAUCGACAGGAUGUUCGCCCUCAGGGUGCCUAUCAGGAAAAUGAAGAAAUACGCACCCCAAGGCGCGAACUAA
This is a messenger RNA of Penicillium odoratum, 1569 nucleotides long. RefSeq lists its product as uncharacterized. NCBI's taxonomy places the organism in Eukaryota, Fungi, Ascomycota, Eurotiomycetes, Eurotiales, Aspergillaceae. Gene Ontology annotation, biological process: transmembrane transport; carbohydrate transport. The record is from RefSeq and is a predicted model, not a curated record. The transcript has 3 exons. Gene Ontology annotation, molecular function: carbohydrate:proton symporter activity. Gene Ontology annotation, cellular component: membrane. Bases 1 to 1569 code for a protein of 522 amino acids.